UUUGAUUGUGCACCGUUGCCAUGCUGCAGAAAUCGAUCGAGCCAUCUUGGCAGAACUGGCCUUUGCUUGUGCGCAUGCGCCAGAUCGGAUCGAUGGCCGCCUCUUUCGACUGAGCGCCGGGUCGAAGCCGGCGGGAGGCUGGUAAACACAGGAGCAGACGAGCCCAAGACAUCGCGCCUGGCAUCGUGCUAACCGCGCACACUGUGACGAGGACCGGAACGUCCACCCAUCUCCUCCACCUCUCACAUCCGACACCAGCCUUCCUGACGACGACGACGACGAGACGACGACGACAGCUUCGCCGAAGGGCCACGGUUCAUCCUUUUUUUUUUUCUCCCUUCUUCCUCCCUGGUUGACAUUGCGAGUUGGCAACCGUCUGAAAGAAUGGGCUUUUAGGGCGAGCAGCGCCUGCGGAGGUGCCAGCCUUAUAACCGAGCCUGCUGGUGGCGUCGGAGCGCAGACUUCCUGCAAAGUCGGUCACGAGUGUCAGUCAGUUGUCAGCUGGUGACAUGGGUGCUGGUGGUGUGGCCUUCCUCGUGACCUGAUGCUCUAACAUACGGAGGCGGAAGACACUGCCUGGCUGGAGGUUUGAAGGACGUGACGAUUGUAGCCUCUGAUAACUCCUUUAGUCGACUUACUGACCGAACACACAAGCCUCUUAACAUCUUGUCAGGUGCUUGUUCUGAUCGUCACCAUGGUGAUUAAGCCUGUCGUGACAGCUGUGUACGUGGUGUCCGGGAUACACGCAUUCCUGGGCUUGAUGAACCUCAUCGUCGGUGUCAUCGCCAGCAUCCGCGCAGAAGUUUGGAGGGCGCACAGCGUCUCCCCAAUCUGGAGUGGAGGAUUCUUCCUCUUCAGUGGCCUGCUGGGUGCUCUUUGUGCAAGGAGGAUGUCUUCCUAUGUGAUCAUGUGCUUCACCGCAUUCUCAGUCGUCUCCAUGGUGUCGGCCGUAGUCUGCAUUCAGCUGCUCCGUCUAGGCAUGGUGAACCACACCACGGACGGCCAGACGUUCAAGAAAGAGAAGCAGGACCCUCUCAUCUACGUCGCGCUGGCCGUUGCCGGAGUCGAGAUCCUCGUCUGCCUCAUAUCCGUCCUCCUGUCCUGCCGCAUCGCCAAGGUGGCGAAGGAGGAGAUGUCCAAACAGCGGGACGGGAUGUUCCACGUCAAGGUACUGGGGCAGAAGGACAUUGUCGUGGUCACGCGACCCAACACAGGCCGGGAAGAGCUCACUGCUGUCUGAAGAAGAUGACACUAAACGCGGUCGCAAUUUCGUCUUCAAAAUACUUGUCCAGCAUUUUGUUUUCAGUCUGGUGAGAGAAGAGAGGCAUGGUUCUUCUUGUUGUAGUUGUUCUUGUCACCAAGUAGAAAGGCAGGUUGAGGUAAAGGUAAAGAUUCGUCCUCAGCAGUAGACAACUAGUGUUUGAAUUACUUAACAUUACUUCGACUUGAUUGAAAUCUCGAACAGUGUUUUAAAUAAACGAGGCAUCUUUUUUUAACAUCCAUUAUCAUCAGCCAGAUGUUUGUUUCAUCCAUCUUGAGAAUCCUUAUUUGACUAGGGGAGGUAAAUAAUGGAGGCAUUCGUUAAAACCCACCCGCAAGCUACCAAUAUGCUUUCCAAGAUCGUAGUAUAUGUAAAUGUUUUGCUUAGACAAGUGAUCUACCAACAAUUGUAUUUUUAAGUUGCUGCAAUUAAACAUCUUGAAUAAAAUUGUCAACCAAGUUUUGACUCAAAACAUAUAAAAUAGUCAGCUGGAUUUAGCAACUCAUCCGGUUGUGGAUUAGAAAAUCUCUCGCGCUCUAGCAAGCCCUUGAUGUUGACUUGAUUCGGUCCCCUGCGAUAGGGUUUGGUAUGGUUUCAUCAACGACCUAAUGAUAGCUUUAGCAUUGAUAGGCCUAGCGGCACAGAUAGCCAACCUCAGAUUACCGCACGAAACAGGCCCCAAGGCAACAUUUUUGUAGAACUCCUGGCAUGGACUAAAAAGGUUUAUUAGAACCUUUUAUCAGUCCAGUCCCCCCGAGGCCCUACAAAUAAAAAUAGUCUGACUGUUGGAAGUCAAUUCCAGCUAUAGCAUUGCGACAGAAAUCCGUUCUUGGACAUUUAGUGUUGUACCACUUUAGAUUAGCUCAACGAGUUUAGAUGUUUAGAUUAGACCUAGAAAGGCUUUUAGGCGUGAGAGGGGUGGCAAUGUCAACGGACAGCCAGACCCCUUUCUUCCUUUGAGCAUCCAAACCACCCGCCCUACCAAGCUUGCUUCCGGUCGCUCUACAUGAGCAUCUCUUCCAUGAAUUCCGUUAGCGGCAGAUGUUUUCCUAUCAUCGUACUUUAAAAAAUUAGUUUGAGUUUGCUUGCGCCUCUUGUAUAUAUAUCUUAUAGAUGAAAAUGUAACACAGACCGCUGUUACCGGAAACUAAAGACCACACCGUCUGUACACACCUUCUAUAAUGGACUAAGACUUUCUACGUCCACACUUUGUUUUCACAAAGAGAGGCCAGCUGUUGUUGCUAGAAUUAUUCUUCUACGAGCAUGGUGUUUAAAAAAGAAAAAAAAUGAAAAUGUAAACGAAAUUGUGAAUGCGGUGACGAUGUCUACAGGUGUGGUUACAUAACACACAAGGACGUCACUGCGAGUCUCACUCUGUCAAACCUGUUACUUCUGUUAAGGUGCAGUUACAGAUGCUCUACUGUCAGAAGACGACCGGUGAUACAUGAGUCUAUGCCUAUCUGGGGAAAAGUUCUUUACAUAAAGGCUUUACUGAAACGAAUUUCUGUGUAUUUUCCAUGUACGAAUGCCAGUCAAAGAAAACUAGCACAGUAUGCUUUUUUCAGUAUUAACACACCAGCAUUCGCUUGUGUGUGUGUGAGCACGUGAGCGUGUGUGGGUGAGAAAGAGAGAACAGAGACCGCUGAACAUUGUGUAUACACUUUCUGCAUAUUUCAGUCGGAAAUGUAUAUGUAGUCUUCAUGUUCUUGUUGCUUCUUAUUUGGUUGCUAAAAAUAGUCAACUGAUGUAAUAAAACUAGUCAAAAUUA
Messenger RNA from Pomacea canaliculata, 3029 nucleotides. Its product is annotated as transmembrane protein 196-like. The transcript is spliced from 5 exons. The record is from RefSeq and is a predicted model, not a curated record. Lineage: Eukaryota; Metazoa; Mollusca; Gastropoda; Architaenioglossa; Ampullariidae. The coding region runs from base 695 to 1240 and encodes 181 amino acids. Gene Ontology annotation, cellular component: membrane.